This is a messenger RNA of Toxotes jaculatrix (banded archerfish), 2218 nucleotides long. It is a transcript of the gene hnf4g, whose product is annotated as hepatocyte nuclear factor 4, gamma. Bases 278 to 1510 code for a protein of 410 amino acids. Gene Ontology annotation, biological process: anatomical structure development; regulation of transcription by RNA polymerase II; cell differentiation. Gene Ontology annotation, cellular component: nucleus. Gene Ontology annotation, molecular function: RNA polymerase II cis-regulatory region sequence-specific DNA binding; zinc ion binding; nuclear steroid receptor activity. The transcript has 12 exons. Lineage: Eukaryota; Metazoa; Chordata; Actinopteri; Toxotidae. The record is from RefSeq and is a predicted model, not a curated record.
CAUCCCCACCCUAGUUUGAGUUUGUUUAGUAAAUCGAUCUAAUGACUGCGCUAUGGUGGCGCCAUCCAAUGUGUUGCUCCAUGAAUUAUAGGCCGCUCAGCUCUCCAACCUUCCCUUUUUAAUGUUGUCGAACACCUUUACCAUUUUCCCAUUCUCAGUGUCACUUAGGCUAAUGUGGCACUGAGGGGCUGCUCACUACCGGAGUGCAGCGGUAACACCUGGAUAAAUGCACAUCCCAGACAGAAACAGAAACACGGAGACUUGACAUUCAUAGAGCAUGCCUACAGAGUCGAGUCUGCCCGGUCCAGACGUCGUCAGCAGUAACUGUGCAAUCUGUGGUGACAAAGCCACAGGGAAACAUUAUGGAGCCUCCAGCUGUGAUGGCUGUAAAGGCUUCUUCAGACGCUCCAUACGCAAGAGCCAUGUCUACACGUGCAGGUUCAGCAGGCAGUGCAUUGUGGAUAAAGAUAAGAGGAACCAGUGUCGUUUCUGCAGGCUCAACAAAUGCUUCAGAGCUGGCAUGAAAAAAGAAGCUGUACAGAAUGAGAGAGAUCGGAUCAGCUCUCGAAGAAGCAUCCCUGACUCCCAAGACCUGCCACCCAUUACUAUUCUGGCCCAAGCGGAAUCACUGUCCCAACAGAUCACUGCCCCAGUUGUAAUAGCAGACAUAUCAGAGCAGAAAUCAGCCACUGUUGGGGAUGUGUGUGAUUCAAUGAGACAGCAGUUAUUGGUGUUGGUGGAGUGGGCCAAAUAUAUUCCUACCUUUGGAGAACUGCCGCUGGACGACCAGGUGAGCUUGCUCAGGGCUCACGCAGGUGAACACCUCUUGCUUGGGGUCGCCAAAAGGUCAAUGCCAUUCAAGGACUUCCUGCUUUUAGGUAACGGCUGUGUGAUACACAGAAACAGCCCUGAACCGGAGAUAUGUAGGGUAGCCAACCGAGUGCUGGAUGAGCUGGUCCAGCCCUUUCAGAAUAUUCAAAUAGAUGACAAUGAGUAUGCAGCGCUCAAGGCUAUUGUCUUCUUUGACCCAGAUGCAAAGUCUUUGAGGGACCCUUCGAAGAUCAAGGCCAUGCGUCUGCAGGUCCAGAUGAGUCUGGAGGACUACAUUAAUGACCGUCAGUAUGACUCCAGGGGUCGUUUUGGAGAGCUGCUACUCCUGUUGCCCACCCUGCAGAGCAUCACCUGGCAGAUGAUCGAACAGCUCCAGUUCAUUAAGCUCUGCGGCCUGGCCAAGAUAGACAACCUGCUGCAUGAGAUGUUGCUGGGAGGCUUAAUAUCAGAGCCCACACACCUACACCACCCAGCACACCCCCAACUGGCCCAGGACCCUAUGACUGGACACACACUGGUCAUCGGCACCAUGCCUGUCACUCACACUCCACAGAUUGCCUCUCCAGACACUCCCAUCCCAUCGCCCCCACAGGGUCCUGCACCCGAGAUGUAUAAACACUUUCCCCAGCCUCUUUGUCCUCCAGCCAGCCCCUCGCCUUCCUCGCAGACGGACCCCUGACUUCUCCCUGCACUGUGUUAAAGAACAGACAUGGGAUGAGCUUCUUUGCCCUGUUUUCAUCAUCUCAGCCAUAGUAUAAAACUUAUGAAAACAAUGUCUAGUCAGUGGUUAGACUUUACCCCGCAUCUCCCCCCUCUCUCCCUGCGAGGUGAUGCAACGAUAACUAAGACACUUUAAAAGUUCAAGAUGUCAGUUUCAAAUUAAGAGACCUAAUGACACACUACUGUUGGGUUUAACAAACAAAACACAGACAUGCAUUUUUGUGAUCACCUUCAACUAAUGUAUCAGUUUCCAAUUCAGGAUUCACUCACUCAGUUUUAAAACACUAUCAUGUCAGUAAGAUACAGCGCAUGCAAGUGAACAUGAUGUAAAUUAAAAUUAAAAACAAGAUAAAAUGAAAAAGGUGUGGACCAUCUCAGAUUGUCUGCAGAUCAAAGAUUUGUUUUGAAGUGUAGGUUUUAUUGAAUGUCUUGCUUGAUUUGUGCAGAAAAUGCAGUGCAUCUUUCUUCAAGUGCAAUUUAUCACCUGUGCAUAUCAAAUGGUCAGUUCUGAUAAUGUGUAAAUAUACAAAACACCAUCUUGUGGCCAAGGUCAAAAUUAUAAGAAUAGAAAUGUCAUUUAUAAAUAACUGAUAAAGACCUCAUGUUAAAUGCAAAAAGGAAAGUGGAUAAAUUAUAAUAUUUUAAUAACUUGCUGUAGAUAGUCAAG